UAUAGAUCUCUUGAUUCUAGAGAUUCUAGGCCUAAAAUGAUUUUACUGUGUAAGAGAGGGGUGACAAGGGAAGCAGUUUUGUUUAUUAAAAGCUAGGCCUAGGCUAAUGAUAUUUAUAUCGUAAGGCACAAAACAAACUGUAGGAAUGCAGUUAAAUUUAAGCUUUGACAAGAGUUGAAUCCUAAAUUAUACUGCAUUUUUAAUAGGAAAAUUUACAAUAUGCAUGAACAAUAAUAGUAGAAUAAGAUACAUUGUAAAAGAGUACCAACAGUCAAGUAUUGGCCUGUGUAGCCAAACUUAUAGCCACAGAAUUCUGUGCUUAUAGCUCAUUUAUGUUUUUUAAAAAUCAUUACAAACACCCUGCUGGUAGCGCAGCGCGAAAACUCAAAACCAACCAACACCAACAUUGGCAACACAUCCGUUACUUGACAACCUACCCGAACAAAACUUACACACCUUCUAUUGAACUUUUUGGAGUCUGCUGUGUGGAUUUCUCUCCAGUGUUGGCAGCAUGGAGGAAGAAAUGGCCAAUCUCUCCUUGGCCCAAAGCUCUGACGCCUCUAGUGUCUCAGCUGCAAGGUCUGAUUCUGCGUCCUCGGCAGAUGUGGACAACGAAACCCGAGAGAGGUUCAUGAGACUGGUGACCAAAGCCCGUCAGUAUGCGGAGAAUGGAAAUAUUGAGAGGGCUCUAGCUCUGAAUCAGAAGGCCCUCUCGCUACGUUACAGUGACAAGCUGAAGAGGAGAAUUGAAAAAAUGAAAAAAUUUCUGGCAGAGCAGGCCCUGGAAGAGGAAGAAGAAGGAGAAUCGAACCUGAAAUCUCUAGGCCAGGGGUUCAUGCUGCACCGUAAAAUCCACGGCAAGUUGUACAGUCACCAGAAGGAAGGCGUCUUAUGGUUCUGGUCUCUUCAUGCCAAGGGAAAAGGUGGCAUCCUGGCAGAUGAUAUGGGUCUGGGUAAGACUAUCCAGGUGAUUGCCUUUUUGGCCGGAAUGUUCGACAUGGAAAAGAUCAAGUCAGUGCUGAUUGUUGUACCUCUGAGUGUUCUGCCCAACUGGGCCAAUGAGUUUGCUGCCUGGACUCCUGGUAUCAACAUCACCCAGUUCCAUGGCAGCUCCUUGAAGCAGUGUGAGAGAGGUUUAGCCCGUGUCCGCUCACGGGGAGGUGUGGUCCUCACGACAUACGGACUUAUCGUCACCAGAGACAUUUUCACUACUCUCACCUGGGAUUAUGUGAUCCUUGAUGAAGGGCAUCGCAUAAAAAAUCCCACUAAGACAUCUAAAAGCAUGCACCGUGUUCCUGCAAAGAACCGCAUCAUCCUCACGGGAACCCCAGUGCAGAACAAUCUAAAGGAAUUGUGGGCUCUGUUCGACUAUGUGCAUCAAGGCUCCUUACUGGGCACUAUGAGAACCUUCAAGAUGGAGUUUGAAUCGCCGAUCAUAAGGGCCCGUGAGCGAGAUGCGUCGGGCGUGGAGAAGCGACUAGGUCAGGAGAUGGCCGAGGCUCUCAAGUCCAUCAUCCAGCCAUACUUCCUGAGACGCACCAAGGCUCAAGUGGCACAGGAGAACGAGCAGGAAGGGGGUGGGGACUCGCUGAAAAUGCCAUCAAUGACUCGCAAAAAUGACCUGGUGAUUUGGCUUCAUCUGACGGAUACACAGCAACAGAUAUAUAACGACUUCAUCUCUUUGGACCAUGUGAAAGAGUUGCUGAUGACAAAGAAGUCUCCCUUAGUGGCAUUGACAGUUCUAAAAAAAAUUUGUGACCACCCUCGGUUGCUCAGCAAACGAGCCUGCCUGCAGUUGGGGCUGGAUGGAGAUAGCUAUGAUGAAGAGGCCCUGGAACAGCCAUCGGCGUAUGAAAGCGCAGCCAAUCAAAUUGACAUGAUCCCUGAUGAAGUUCUGGUGGGUGAGUCGGGAAAGAUGCAGGUUCUUGUCGACCUUGUGGAUCGGCUGCGAGAAGAGGGCCACCGCACUCUGAUCUUCUCCCAGUCUCGCAAGUUGCUGGACAUCAUUUCCAAAGUGGUCAAGAACAGGGGUCACAAAGUGGCUCGUCUCGACGGAAAAGUCACCCAGAUGUCGGACAGAGAUGCAAUUGUGAAGAAAUUUCAAAACGAUCCGUCGUACACCAUUUUCCUGCUCACUGUUCAAGUUGGUGGGGUCGGUCUCACCAUCACAGCUGCUGAUCGGGUCAUUAUCUACGACCCAAAUUGGAAUCCAGCCACAGACGCUCAGGCCGUGGACCGAGCAUUCCGCAUUGGCCAGGAGAAGAAUGUGGUGGUGUAUCGCCUGAUCACAUGUGGCACCGUGGAGGAGAAAAUAUACCGCCGCCAGGUCUUCAAAGACAGCAUCACCCAGCAGACCACUGGAGCCUCUGCCAACCCUUACAGGUACUUCACGAAGAUGGAGCUGAAGGAGCUGUUCUCCUUGGACGACCCGACCUUCUCCAAGACGCAGCAGCAACUGCAGGAGAUGCACGGCAGUCAGAGACAGUCAGACACACAGCUUGACGAGCACAUCGCAUUCCUGCACUCUCUCAACAUAUUUGGCAUCAGCGAUCAUGACCUGAUGUUCAAACAGACGACAGUCCGCGACGAUGAGGAGGACGAUGACGUCCAAGAAAUGAACAACAUUGAAGAGAAUAAUGCACAAUUUAUCAACUACAGGAAACAAAAGGCACAGCAGCUGAUUGCGGAGGAAUCCAACAUCCCCAUUUCGUACGAGGAGAGGUCAAAGGGUGUCAUGAGAUACCCGCCGACAGCCGGGCGUGUGCCACCUCCAUCAAACGCAGGAGUUCCCGCUCCCAGUGGGCUUUUCACUACAGUUGGAACUUCAUCAAACAACGUAGUGCAAGUAUCUGAUGAUGAUGGUGGUGGUGAUGAUGAUGAUGAUGUCAUUGAUAUUACUGAGGCAAUGGAGUUGGAUUCCGAUUCGCCAACUAACCAAGGGACAGAGCGUCGUGUCCUGCAGCCUUUGUCAGCAGAGGAGGUUCGCUAUCGCUCUCCACAAGUCCCAACAAAGGGGCAUAUAGUCAAAGAAGAAAUUCUUAUCUCCCCUGAUGGUCGUAGCCCUCUCGUUGGACUGGAGAAGUCGUUGCUGCGAAAAAAGAUGCUGGAGGAAGCCAGCAGCAGCAACGCUUCCUCCCCAGUGAAAGCCAAGCUGGCAGAAUUGAAUUCUCCUACAUCCAGCCCCGGUAAGAACAAAUUUGCGAUGUUCAGCCCUAUCAAGAAGCAGUCACCGUCCAGGUCAGGGAGACUGACACCGAAACUGCUGCCAGUGUCGUCGAAAAAUACGUUGACAUCAACGCCAAAUUUACCGCCUUCGCUUAAAGUGAUCGCCUCCUCGCCUGACUAUGACUCAAAGUUGUCGUCGAGUUUAAAGAUGGGACACAGAGGUGCAGGGUUUGGCGCGGAGUCGGGUGAGAUGAUGAGCUCCACUCCUCACACAGAGGAGGUUUUAGUGCCAGAAACCCCUGACAGUGCACCGGUCGCACAACGCUCGUCGGUCACUUCACCUUCACAGCGCUCACUUCAAGAAGACCCAAUGGACGUGUCUUCCGCCUGUCGCAAACUUUCCUUCAUUGCUAUGGACACGACUUCAAACAGCCCCGUGUCUGGUCUUCCCGCAGUUGGGGAGGACAAAACGGUUUACUCACCGCAAGCUAAGAAACACAAAAUUUUAUCCAACCCAUCAUCUUCAAACAAUUCACCGCUGAAACUUUCAGAAAGUGAAACCGGACUGAAGGAUUUACUCAAAGGGUCUCCUCGUGUUCAGUCUGACAAUGACAUAAGGGACUUAAGCUCAGCCUCAAGGGCGUUGUUCAAAGGUUCGGAAUCUCCCAACAAAAGUAAAAGUAAGAAACGGCGCAGCGUGUGCGUCAGCAGGCUAAAUAUUUCUGAUAGUGAUGAGGAGAAGGAUUCUAAUGAAAGGGAAAUCUCUGAUGAAGAGAACAAAGAGAACGAUAACUGUGGCGACCAAGACGACGAGGAAGAAGAGGAGGAGGAUGUAAAUAAGGAGGAAGAUGAAGGUAAAGACAAAGAGAACUGCCCUGAGGUACGCUCAGUGGGAGGGAGGAAUAUCAUCAUCUCCGACAGCGAGUCUGACGGCGGCUCGUGCUUCGAGGUGGAAGACAGCACCGAUGAUGAGGCUGGGGGGCAGAGCUUGGCUGAAGAGGAAGAAUCUGAUAAUGAUGAAGAGGAAGUGGCUGAAGACCCCGAGGACAAUGAAGAAUUUCAGAACCUGAUCUUGAUUGCCAAGCAGUUGUACAAGCAGAAGUCGUACAGCCAGUCGCUGGAGUACCAGGAGAAGGCUCUGGCCAUGUUUGCUCUGCCUGAACUUCAGGCGAUGGCGGACAAGACGCGGCUGAGAGCUGCACAGCAAAAGCUGGAAGAGGAACAGAUGGACUGAUGCGUGGACGAAACAAUUACAGUUAUUGUUGUUGUUUAUCUAGCUGCUUCUUUUUCAUGUCCUCGAUGGAAAUUGCAGUUGCCUGGACGAUUGCAGUGAUCAUCUGAAUUUCUUCUUCGUUUUCCAUGUGAUCUGUUUAGUUCUAAUGACCAGUAUGUUGCUAUUUUUUUCUUGGAACCGACAUCUUGAACAGGUGAUAAAUAUGUCACAUCUAGUUUCCAGUACAAUGGGGGGCUAGGGUUGGUGCAGUAGUCCUUGGGCCUAACACCAGGUUGCAGAUGGUAGAAGUUGUUUCCUAUUUUCCUUCCUAUUAUAGUAAGUAUUGGAAUUCUAAUUUUCUUUUUCUUUUGGUUGAGGGUGGUAGGAAGAAGCAGGGAUACUUGAAGUAACACAGGUCCAGCUCAUGACUAGCAUGCCCCUUUUUCGUAGCUUUCUAUAGAAAUACUCGUCAAUAAUUAUCUUGAGGCCUGAAUUACUGAAUUACAAAAUAGCCCCCGAAAAUUUGUUAUACUUCUGAAGUUCAAUCAUGUGCAGUCUAAGCACACAUACAGAGGGCUCAACUUCCAACACUGAAGCGCUGGAUAAGGGCAAAGUUAUAGUCAUCACAGUUUCCAGAAAUAGAGAAAAGUUCAUUACUUUUGAAUUCCUGGGAUGACAGCAAGUACUGAAAUAAUGUCCAGUAUUCAGCGGAAUGAUGUUGUUGUAUUGAGGUAUGUUCCUUAGACUUAGAUAUAACCUUUUCAGUAUAUUAUUUUAUCCUAAUAUGUGCAAAGCAAAUUUUUACUGUUAUUUGUGCUGAUUUGAUGUGAACUAACUACAAUGUCCCAAAAUAUGCAUAGUUUUGUAUUGUUUUGUUUUUUUGUUGUUGUUUGGGGGGCGGGGGUGAUAACUUUACAGUGAUUUUUCAGAGAAUUCUUUCUCCUUUGUGGCUGGAUGAGUUCUUGUUUUUUGGGGGGCAUUGGAAAAUGUAUCUGAUUCUGUGGGCUGCAGAAAACAAACUCGUUAGUUUGUUUGUCUUGAGGUUAUUUGUUGUAGCAUUGUAUGAAUGAAUCAUGAUGCCCUCUAAAUUGAAAUUAAAACCCUUUGACAAUUCUGUCUGUAUUUCUUGCUUUUCCCCAGCACUGUUGUCUUGUAGAUGUUUCUUCUCUUCAGACUGAAUUGGGUGGUUGGUCGGUGCUCUGGUGUGGUUUACCCCUUCUUUGUAGGGCCUACCUGUUUUCCUUAUCCCUCCUCCUAAUCUUUUUUUUCUUUGUAUGAUACUCUUUAGUAAUAUACCUAAUCUUCAUCUUUCAUAUGACCUUUUGGUGUUGCAAGUGUCCUAAAACACUCACUACAACUCAACUGAGGCUAAAUAAUAUCAUUAUCUUCAGAUCGCUUUUUUCUUUUGAGUGGGUGGUUGACGGGUGCUCUGGUGUGG
Messenger RNA from Aplysia californica (California sea hare), 5816 nucleotides. Its product is annotated as DNA excision repair protein ERCC-6-like. The transcript has 22 exons. The coding region runs from base 512 to 4399 and encodes 1295 amino acids. Gene Ontology annotation, molecular function: ATP-dependent chromatin remodeler activity; ATP binding; DNA translocase activity. Lineage: Eukaryota; Metazoa; Mollusca; Gastropoda; Aplysiida; Aplysiidae. The record is from RefSeq and is a predicted model, not a curated record.